UUGAUUUUUUUACGUUAAAUGUAACACGAGUUAUUAAUCGUUAGAAUGACCGGUAGUUUAAUUCCUUAUAAACAAAAUAAAAAUUGUAAAUACUGAUAAGUUGGAUUUAAAAACAGUUUGUGAACUGUAGAAUCGUGUAAUUCUUUACAGAGUAUCGAAUACAAAAACUUUAAAAUAUUCAGUUAUCAAUUAUCUGCUAGUGUAAUCAUGGAAUUAUCAGAUCGUUUUUAUAAAUUUCUCGUUGAAUUUCUAGCACUAACUGUUGGUAUUAUUCAUCAAGAUCAUGUAUCAUCGCUUUUUGAGAAUGAUAGACGUUUUUCACACCUAUCUGAAAUCGAAAGAGAGAUGUCAUUUCGCACAGAAAUGGGAAUGUAUUACUAUUACUAUAAACUCAUUGUUGAGUCUCCCAGCUGGACUGAUGGCAUCAAAAAAAUAUGGAAUGAUACUCAUUCUCAAUACCCUAGUGAAAUAAACGCUCAGAGAACUUAUAAUUUAUUUCCAGAAAUCGUUGCUGGAUUUUUAUAUCAUAAAGCCAAAUCAUUUAAUCUCUUUAAUCCUCCAGAAUGUUGGGAUAUAGAACGAGGAUAUGGAUUAACGACAGUUACUAGUUGCGAAGGACUAGCAGUUCCAUCAUAUUUUUAUAUUCAAUUUGUCUGGUGUUUUGCAUCAUUGACUGGAAUAAUACUAUUCCUUUAUGCAACUUAUCUCAGUGAAUCUAUUUAUGGAGGUUUUAUCGCCAGUUUGAGCUUUUUUUUUAACUUCACUGAAUGUACAAGGGUUCAAUGGACACCUCCCUUACGUGAAAGCUUUGCUUAUCCAAUAUUAUUGUGGCAAAUGUUUUCUGUGACGACUGUUCUUGACAAAUACAAAAGUAAAGAGGAAAAGAAAUUUCAAUGGAAAGAUAUUUUUGAUAAUUUUCCUUUUUGGAAAAUUUUUACUUCUACGACAUUGAGUCUGGCAUGCUGGCAGUUUUCUCAAUUUGUUUUAACAACUCAACUCAUUUGUUUACUCAUUUUACAUUGGAUGAAAAUAAUUCCACGUGAAUUAUUAUUAAAAAUAACGGCAACUCAUGGAUUGUCUAUUAUUAUUAAUAGUUUAUUCGGAAAUCAUUGUGCUUUUUCAAUCUACGCUGCUUUAGCUGUAGGAAUUUUUUGUAGUGACAACUUGAAUACGCGAUUGGAACAUACCUUAAGUCCAAAAUGGCUAAUUUUGACAAAUAUAGCCAGUACAAUUAUUUUUACUUAUUUCCAAAAGUUUACCUUAAUCAUGGCUUAUGUGGACUACAAUCAUGUUUUUGAUAUUUUGAAAGCCAAGCUAACCAAUUAUAAAGACUUCCAUACUUUGCUUUAUACUUGCUCAGCAGAAUUUGAUUUUCUGCCUUACGAAAACUAUGAAGUGAUCAUUAAAACUCUUCUGCUUCCAACAGCGAUUCUUGCAGGAUUUUUAGCAAUGUAUUUUUGGUAUAGAAACUAUAAAAUCCUGGGAUAUCCAGAUUGUAUUGAACCUGGAAUGGCUUACAAUGGCCUACAAACAGGAGCUUUCAUAUUGAUGGCUGUAAUGAUAAUGAGAUUGAAAUUAUUUAUGAAUCCUCAUUUGUGUAUAGUAGCUAGUUGUGUUAUAAAUAAGAAGUAUUUGAUGAAAUUAGGAAUUAAAACUGAGUCAAUGAGAGUGGGACUACUGAUAGCAUUGAUUAUCAGUAUGGGAUAUCAUGGAUUUGAUAGAAUUUCAAAUGAAAUCAAGUACUCAGCAGAAUAUAAAAAUGUUGAACAAGAAGAAUUAUUCGAAUGGGUUAAAGCAUAUACACCACCAAACGCAGUUUUUGCUGGAAAAAUGUCAGUAAUGGCUAAUUUAUUACUUUCUACUGGACGGCCUAUUGUAAAUAAUCCUUUUUAUGAAAGUAAAGAAAUGAGGGAUAGAACUCUCAAGGUCUAUGAAGUGUACAGCAGAAAGGAUGCAGCCUCGGUUUAUGAAACCAUCAGAAAUAUGCAUGUUGAUUAUUUAGUCCUUGACGGAGGAUUGUGUUAUGGGCAUGGAAAUGUUAAACCUGGAUGCCGUAUGAUAGACUUAUGGGAUGUCACGGAUAAUGGAGAAGCAAAAAGACUGGGUAAACGGUCUCUUUGUCGAAUUUUGUACAGUGGAGAUUCACACCCAUUUAAAAGAGUAUUUGCCAAUGAUUAUUAUGUGGUUUUAAGACUGGACUAUUCGACUUAUGUGGAGUUUAAACCCAAAGUUCCUCUUUUGCGAUCUUAGUAGUGUAAGCCCCUUUCAAAAAAUCAUAAAAAUUAUUUUUUUAAUGCUAUUUUGAAAUCAACGAGCUAAUUAACCGUCU
Molecule: messenger RNA, 2329 nt
Organism: Chelonus insularis
Lineage: Eukaryota; Metazoa; Arthropoda; Insecta; Hymenoptera; Braconidae
Product: C-mannosyltransferase dpy-19
Exons: 7
Coding region: 208-2250 (680 amino acids)
Cellular component (GO): nuclear inner membrane
Molecular function (GO): mannosyltransferase activity
Source: RefSeq, a predicted model, not a curated record